Messenger RNA from Lagopus muta (rock ptarmigan), 11259 nucleotides. RefSeq names its product potassium voltage-gated channel subfamily A member 4 (gene KCNA4). Gene Ontology annotation, biological process: protein homooligomerization; potassium ion transmembrane transport. NCBI's taxonomy places the organism in Eukaryota, Metazoa, Chordata, Aves, Galliformes, Phasianidae. Gene Ontology annotation, molecular function: potassium ion binding; protein binding; delayed rectifier potassium channel activity. The record is from RefSeq and is a predicted model, not a curated record. The transcript is spliced from 6 exons. Gene Ontology annotation, cellular component: voltage-gated potassium channel complex; membrane. The coding region runs from base 3843 to 5831 and encodes 662 amino acids.
AAAGCAUUAAAAUCAAUCAGAUUUGUGCUGCAAACUUUUACCUGUAAGCCUGACAAACUAGGUUCAAGUAGCUUAAGAUACAUUUCUUAAAUUAUACUCCAGCUUUCUAGUCUAGAUGCACUCAUUCUCUUUUCAGAGGCAUUUUUUUUACCAGCCGUUCUAAGUAUCCAUUCAGCAGCACUGCCUUAUCAAAGGCAAUCUGGAGGUGAGGUGUGAGGUAGAUGAUUUGUUCAACAGCAGCCUGCUGUGCUCUCCAGCCUCCAACUGGCACACUCCCAGCCGCUCUAGGAGAGGGCCCACAGGACCUGUCUGAUGGCUGAACAACUCAGCCAUCUGGUUUCCGUGUAGUUUCAGGGGAAAAAAAGGUAGGUUGCUGAAGGUAGGCUGCACAGGCUGAUGCCAGCUGGUGAUCUACAUCCAGCAGCUAUCAGCUCUUUCCUGUGUACUCCUGGGGAGCAAAGAAAAGCCUGGACAGGUGUGAGUCAGCACCCUGACUGAAUGUGAGCGUCUCCAGGAAAUGGCCACCUGCAGUACAUGUAAGGAUGUGUGCACUUGUGGAUGGAUGGCCUUUGCAUGCAGCUCUUUCUAUCUGACUGCUACGCCCCCAUCUUAUAAACAUGGGGCACUCAUUUAAACUUACUUAAACACAAAAUUAAAAAUAUUAUGCUAGCUAUUGCAGAGUGGUCCUGCCCGUGCCAAAAUUUGUUACAAAUCCAGCGUUGGCCCUAAAACAUCAAAGCUUGAGCCAAUCUUGUGCUAUUUUCUACUACAAUACAAUGGGGAAAAUAUAUCCACCAAAGGAAAAGAAUUCAUUUUCUGACACAGAGAAAUCGAAAAGCGUCAUUACUUGUUCUAGCCACUGAACAGGAUAGCACAUCUUUUUAAUGAAUGAAAGCAUCAGUCAGUUGUAGAAUGGGAGAAGAUAGUCUAGGAUACUACUUCUAAUAAAAUAAAGGUGAGUAGCAGCACAAACAACCCAAUGACAUGAAAAUGAAAUGUGUUAAUUUAACCAGACUACAGAGGUAUGAUCACAGUGGCAAAAGUUCCUCACAGAACAAUUAGAGGCCUUUUACAGCACUCUGAAAAGCCACUGUUGGGAGUAUAUUUUUGCAGCAGAAAUCCCCUUGAUUGUAAUGCCUUAGUUUUUCUAACCAGAUGCAUGCACUUGAAGAAGCUGCAUGACACAUUUCCAUGUAUUAAACUGUAUGCACAGCAAUUUAAAGGUGUUGCGUAGGACGUGUGGUUGUUGAGUGAUUCACCCAUUCCAAAUAUAAGAGAAUGCUUGGCUGUAGAGAGAUAAACUAGUUUUUAAAUGCAAUUUUACAAUUUGUUUGAGAUGGAGCAGGGUGUAAGAGCAUUAAUUCUUCAGGCAAUAAGAGCCCUGAAUGCGCAGGCACAGUUUUAGAAAGACUUGAGUUUAAAAGGAAAAAGGGAGGGAAGAGAGGAAGGUGAAUCUCCUUCGGAAAAUAAAGCAAAAUUAGUUCCUUUCUUUAGCAAGUUACCCGUGCAGAAAAGCUUAAGAUAGUGAGUUAGUAAGACAUUCUGUAUUGAUUUCUCAGGUUGUUUUAGUGUCUUAGUAAACCAGCUAUACUCAGAACUAGUCACUUUUUUAGUCACUAAGUGCAUGCUUGUCUUCUGCACUAUGGUACGUGGAAUGCUGUAUGAGUAAAGCUCAUUGCAGCUGAGCAUGUUUUUAACAGCAGUAUGUCAACACCCAAUAAUAUGAUUCAGUAAGUCUGUUGCAGGCCAUGCACCAAACCUGCUGCAAACGUCACAACGCGUGCUUGCAACUGACUCCUGCUCUGGUAGAUGGGUGCAGAUGAGGAAGCACGCUAGAUAAACAGAAAAGUAGUUCUGAACUGUCAGCAUUUGCAGACGCAUCACAAGUCUGACUUCUUGGUAGAUGUUUAAUUAAGAAUUGAUAACUUCUUUUCUAUAAAGGAGAAGAUAAGUGUUACAUUGCUAUCCUCGGCAGACAGCUGCUCUGCCAGCUGACCAUGCUCCUGAAGCACUGCUGGGCUAACGUAAUGGAGUGUGCAUCGAGCACUAGCUGUGUGACUUAACGUGUCUCACUCACUCAGUCCUUUUGUAAAACCUCUUGGCAGAAGCUUCAGCUGUACUUCUUCCUUCCCUCCACCUUGGGAGGAAUACACAGCUCUUUGCCUUUAAUUCUUUAGUUGAAACAGGAGAGGGCUCCAGCAGCCCGGUGCUUUAAUAGAGGCGGGUGCUGACACCUGUGAAAUCAGCAACGAGCGUUUACAGACAACAAACUAAAGCAGGACACAGUGAUGAGAACCAGGACAGCGAAGCGCACGUGCAAAGUAAAGAACGCGUAAAGCAGAGCGAGGGCUGCGUCAAUUCUCGGAGGAUUUGGGCUGCUGCUUCCAAUCUGCUCCUUGUGUUUGAGCAGCUUCACAGUUGAUGUAGCAACGAAUGCAUCACCCUGGUCUUUGCUUCAGGGCUGAAGAGAACGUGCUUUGAAACAUGGAUGUCUGCUGUCCUCAGGAAGCUGUACAGCAUCUCUCUGUCAGGCCAAGAACAUUAUCCAGAGUGCUUGCUGUGUUCUUUGUCCAGCCUGAGGAUCUGUUGGAAAGCCUGGAAGCUUCUGCCAUGUCUGGAUCAGUUUGAAAGAGACUAAUCCAGAAGACAGGAACAGCUCCUAGAGCCCACGCUUGUGCUUAAAGCUUUACCUACCCUGAUGCAUACAUGUGGAACCCUCCACAUUUCCAUUUUGGAAAGGUCUUCCAUGCUGAAUAUCAUACUGAUAACAAUGACAAAAUUACAUGUUUACCUCACACCAACGCUGUUGCUUAUUGCCUUUUUGCAAACGCCUGGGUGAGAAGCUGCGGUUGUGCAGAGUGCCCCCAGCUUCAGCUGCCUCCUUGGCUCGUUCUUGGCGCUCUUGUUGCACGGGGAAGGCAGGGAGAAAAAUAACUCGUCAACCUGUGGUGCCGACUGACCUACCCACCUGCAGGCGUCGGUCAAUUGGCGCAGCCCCCUGCUCAGGACUGCUGUCACCAGAUCCUUACGCUGGCAAGAGCAGCACUGCUAUUUCUCUGCCUAUGAACAGUUAAGUGCUUCUUCUGCAUGACCAUAACCAAAGGGUGACCCAUCCACUCCCUUAUGUCCUAUGGGGACCUCAGAACCAAUUUCUCAGUCUUCAUCUCCUCCUCCUCCUCUUACCACUGCUGCUGACGCCCUGGGUGCUGCUCCCAGGUUUGAAACAUUGUUGACAGGCUGAAGAAAGGAUUUGCAAAGACCUCCUCACUGUGUAAAGAGAGUGAUGGCUGGAAUUAGUUUCAACUCCCCAAACAAUGGUAUUAAACAAUAAUAAGAUUGCUAGGCCAAAGCAUUACCAGGAACAAAUUAUGAGGAAAGAGACUAUUUGCAUUUGCUCGCAGUGAUGAACUAAAAUCAUUUAUGGAGAGCAGGUACCCUUUGUUUUGCAUGUUUUUGUCUUCAUGGAUGUAGUCAUGAAUCUGAUCAGAUCAGUGGUAGAUAUGGGAAAUAAAUGAAAAUAAAAGGGCUUAGUGGAUGAAAGAAUAAAGCCUCUGCUGUUCCUUGGUCUAGUUUGAGAGUUUCAUCUUUUCUUAUUAACAAAACAAUAGGGGUUUUUUUUGUUUGUUUGUUUGUUUUCCCCUAAAACGUUUUAGACAGUAAGAAAAUGCAGAUCUGUGGUUUCCUAAAAGAUAGAUUCAGCAUUGCAACUAUGUUGCCCUGCUCUGUGUCCAGUGCACUGUCCUCCAAUGCAAAUGGCUUUAUACUUUCUAUGGUGAAAGUUAAGGUUGCACCGUAAAUAAAACAAAAGCUUUUGCACUAAACGACAAAAAAGCUGUUGCAAAAUGGAGGUUGCAAUGGUGAGUGCAGAUAGCUCUGGGUGCAACAGCCAUAUGCCCUAUGGAUAUGCGGUCCAAGCUCGGGCCAGAGAGAGAGAGAGGCUGGCACAAUCAAGAGCUGCAGCAGCUGCAGCUGUAGCAGCAGCUACUGCAGCAGUAGAAGGGGGGGCAACAGGUGGAGGUGGACCGUAUCACCACUAUCACCAGGAACAGAGUCGAGGUGCUUCUUCCUCACACGGUGGGAACGCAUCACGCAGCAGCCUGCCCAACCGCCACAGUGGUAAGAGAUGGAAGAAAGGCAAAAAGAGGAGCCACCACUUGGGAAGCAGGGAGUGUGGAGCCUCCUUCCCCUGUUCUGAGCUGCUUCCUCUCAGUGGUUCUGAAGAGAGAAUACUGAAGGACGUGAGUGAGGAGGAAGAGGAGGAUGAAGAUGAGGAUGAAGACGAUGAGGAAGAAGGAAAACUCUACUACAGUGCCGACUAUGGGGAGGAUGAGUUUUCGUACUCAGACCAGCCACCUGAUGAUGGUGGAGGCCCCGGGGGUUACAGCUCUGUUCGCUACAGUGAGUACGAGUGUUGUGAGCGUGUGGUGAUCAAUGUGUCAGGACUGCGGUUUGAGACACAACUGAAGACAUUGGCUCAGUUCCCGGAGACAUUGUUGGGUGAUCCAGCGAAGCGAGGCAGAUACUUUGACCCUCUCAGAAACGAAUACUUCUUUGAUAGGAACCGUCCCAGCUUUGAUGCCAUACUGUACUACUACCAGAGUGGUGGUCGGCUGAAGAGGCCAGUCAAUGUACCCUUUGACAUCUUCAGUGAGGAGGUGAAAUUCUACCAACUUGGGGAGGAAGCCAUGCUCAAGUUUAGGGAAGAUGAAGGGUUUGUCAAAGAGGAAGAGGACAAAGUUUUGCCGGAGAAUGAGUUUAAGAGGCAGGUCUGGCUACUGUUUGAGUACCCAGAGAGCUCCAGUCCAGCCAGGGGCAUUGCCAUUGUCUCUGUCUUAGUCAUCUUGAUCUCCAUCGUCAUCUUUUGUCUGGAGACUUUGCCGGAGUUCAGAGAUGACAAAGAAUUCAUAAUGUCCCUGAGCUCAGGGAAGGGUCUUUCCAAUGAGUCGCUUCACUUGGACGCUGGGGAGCACACCAUCUUCAAUGACCCUUUUUUCAUUGUAGAGACAGUAUGCAUCAUUUGGUUCUCCUUUGAGUUUACAGUGCGCUGCUUUGCAUGUCCAAGCAAAGCACAUUUCCUCAAGAACAUCAUGAACAUCAUAGACAUUGUCUCCAUCUUGCCUUAUUUCAUUACUCUGGGCACUGACUUGGCGCAGGAGCAAGGCAGUAAUGGUCAACAGGCCAUGUCUUUUGCCAUCCUGAGGAUCAUCCGUCUGGUCAGAGUGUUUCGCAUCUUCAAGCUUUCCAGGCACUCCAAGGGUUUGCAGAUCCUGGGUCACACACUCAGAGCAAGCAUGAGGGAACUCGGCCUCCUCAUUUUUUUCCUUUUUAUUGGAGUAAUUUUGUUUUCCAGUGCUGUUUACUUCGCAGAAGCUGAUGAGCCUGCCACCCAUUUUCAGAGCAUCCCAGAUGCUUUUUGGUGGGCCGUGGUGACCAUGACUACUGUUGGUUAUGGGGACAUGAAACCCAUAACUGUGGGUGGGAAAAUAGUUGGGUCCCUGUGUGCCAUCGCGGGAGUGUUAACCAUUGCUUUACCAGUGCCAGUGAUUGUCUCCAAUUUUAACUAUUUCUACCACAGAGAGACUGAGAAUGAAGAACAAACGCAGCUGAUGCAAAAUGCAGUCAGUUGCCCUUACCUCCCAACGAAUUUACUGAAGAAAUUUAGAAGCUCAUCAUCUUCAUCCACAGAGGAUAAAUCAGAGUAUUUGGAAAUGGAAGAAGGAGUUAAAGAAUCUCUUUGUGUAAAGGAGAAAAAAAGUCAGGACACGGGGAAUAGCAGCGAGUCAGAGAAAAAAAACUGUGUAAAUUCAAAUUCUGUGGAAACUGAUGUGUAAUUUCCAAAUAUAUUUAUUUUAUGUUUCCAAAUAUAUUUAUGCAUUAAAGAGUGCAGUGGAAAUAAUGAAAUAUGCAAAUGAGUCCGCAGCAUACAGUAGUAUGCCAUUUAAUGGUUAAAUACAAAUAAAAAAACAUUGUUAAACUUGUAUAACAUAUCAAGUAAGUGGUAGAACUUGAGGAAGGGGUUGCUAGAUCUGAUAUAACUUCAGACUGUGGUUUUUUUUUUAGAAUGCAAGUGUUUUGCACAUGAGGCUGAAAAAUUUAUUAAAACCAAGUCAGUUUUAAAGUGAGUGCAUGAACUGUCGACAUCACUAAUAACAGCUCUGUGGUAAAAGUUGGCAUUCAGAGGUAUUUACUAUGUAAGAAGCAAUGAACUUUGGAAGUCAUUUAUCUAUUUAUCAGUGCUUUAAUAGCAGCUACCAUAAAUCAUUGGAUACCAUAGUCUUGUUUUUCAAAUGGUAAAUUUAUUGUAUAAAGGUAUUCUACAGAAGAUAGAUCUAAUUUUUUUUUUUUUCUUGGAAUCUAUAAUGCUUGUUUUUAACUGGAAGUUUACUUUGAGAAGGCUGCUGAACCUCCAGAAAUGAUUUAUUUUUAUAACUCUCUUUGGAGGCGUUGCAGCAUUUGUUGUCUAAUAACGAAAGUAAUGAAAUAAGAGAAUUGUUUAGCCUGGUCUGACUGCAAAGGCAAAAUGACUGGAAUGCUUUUUUGCACUACUUUAUAUGCUGGAGUUAUAUUGAAAGAGACUUCAUACUGUGAAUGUUUACUAAUGUAAUAGUUCAAUGACAAUCAUUGGAAGAGUGAAUUCUGCAUCAUAUUUUAUUGCCUGUUUUGUUUUGUUUUGUUUCAUUUUGUUUUUCCUUUAUGUGAUGCUGAUGGCAAAACAGCUUACAUUACAUCAAUUCCGUACUCUUUUAAUUAUGACUAUAUCUGUGAUCUGGAAAAGGAUUGUGAAGUAAAAUUUUAUAAUCAAAAUUAUUUGAAAUUAGUGUUUUCUAGUGAUACUCUCAACUAAUAUGAACUUAAUGUAUAUAUUUUUUCCAGGUUAAUUUAACAUUGAGAGUUAAUGUUUAAUACAUGCACUUUGUCAGUAUCGAAGUAAUUCAAUGUAAGGGAGAAGAGGUAAAAGUAAUAAGAUACUCGGUUGUUACAGAACUAACAAUUCAAAAUUACUAACAGUUAACCUGUUAUUGGUGCUACAUUUUUUCCCUUAGUUCCAGCUUCCAAGUUGGAAGCAAAAUUUAGAAUCCAAAGCAGGCAUUUUGGGAUUCAAAAUGAUUGUGUUGGGUCCAAUGUAGUCCUUGGGAAAACAUUCCAUGAUUUCUUUUCACUGAUUCUUAGACCAGCUGUAUCUUUGUGUCAAAAAUUUCCACUGCCCCUUCUAGGAGAUUAAGGUAGGUAAAGAUUACCUGACUUACAGAGCAUUCCAGACACCAGAAUUAAAUAGGUAAGAUAUUCCUGCAUUUAACACAAAUAAUAGAAUUAGAACAGGUGUUUUUUUCAGAAUCAUGAUUACCUAGGGUGGUAAUUGGAGCUGUUUUUGGGAAGGCACUGUGGAACAUUCCCAAUUAUAGAACUUGAACCAACUUGGCAUAUGCACUUUAGGGACAUUGUGAGAGAAAAGAGUGCUUACAAACACUAUUGAGUUGCAGUAGUUUUCUGAUAUUCCUUUAAAGCUGAGGAGGGAGUUUGCUGGAAAGAACCAGUUAGUGACUUACGGUUCUGGUGCUGAAAAGCAAAAAUAAAACAUGUCCAAAUUGGGUAGCUGUGAUGGUGUGCAUCAUCUACCAGAUAGGCAUUGUUUGCUGUGUGCAGCAUCCAGUGAUACAGAACAGAGCCAUAGCCAAAGGAUUUUACUUACUGAUUGAUUGUUGGCCUUCAUGGAUUUUCUGUGAAUCAUAUUUUGGAAAACUUUAUCUGCUAGUCUCCUAUUGUACUGCAGAAAUCAUAGCAAAAAAAAAAAAAAAAAAAAGGCUCAGAAAAGACUGCAUUGUACUGAGCCCUGAUUUAAAACUUGUAUGUGAAUGUCCAAUUCGUAAUUUUAAAUUGUAGAGAAGGCUUCACUCUAUUUCUGAUGUGAGGCAUUAAACAAGGCCUCUUUUUAAUACGAUGGUAUGAAUUUCAAUCAUGUUCUGGAUCAAACACUUCAGUUGUUUCAUGUACAGGUGUUUGUCAGAAUUAAAUAUUGCAUUUAUUUCAUGGCUCACCUGGGUAAAUGAACUAAAUGCUUUUUUCCAAUGAGGGCAACAUCAGCGACAAGGGUGAGCGUUCUGUGAAGUCCAGCAAACAUCUGUAAGUUAGAGUGUUUCUUCAACAGCUUUAACUGUUAAUAAGGUAAAGAACAUAAGGGUUCAAUUGUAUGCUAGUUUGCUAGUGGUUCUGUGUAGUACCAGCAACCAGAGAAGGACCAUAGCAAGAAUGCAGAAAUAAAGGAAAUAAUAACUAGGCAAAUAAAGAACUUAGAAAAAUAAUGAGUAUGUAUUUUCAGUAUUGAUGGGCUGAAAGGAAAGAUGGUUAAUAAGAGGGGGAAUUUGUUUUAUGUCUAAUAGAAAUAAGAAAGAAAGCUUUUUGAAUAACUCCUAGAAUAUGUUCACUCAGAGGAGGUGGAGCUCAGCAUGAGGUAUCUGCGUGAGUAGUUACCCAGCUUCUCCAGCAAGCUGUGCAGGUAUUGUGCUACCAGUACACAAUCUUAUAAUUUAAAACAAGCAUGGUGUGGCCUGCAUUAUGCUAUGAUCACAGCAAUACCUUAAUCUCUGAAAGAAAAUUCUUGCUGGAGGAUGUUUUAGCAGAGCAGCAUUCUGGGUGUGUCAGCACUGCGUACUGCGGUACUGCGGAGACCAGUCCUAAUACCAGUGGAGCCUGCUCUGCCUCCUGCAACGUAUGAGCCUCUGUACUUGUAACUGUCAUUAUAAAUAAGAGCUAGCAUUGCCUAAUAUUAGAUUGUACUAUCAGUUUGGCAGACCAUUCUGAAUCACAGAAAGGACUGUGCAUUUCAGAAUGGAAGCAAAUGCCUUCACUUGGGCUGGCUUUUAGUUUGAUUAUUCAUCUGUUCAUUAGUCUACGUUCUUAAAACACAGCUUGAAAAAGCCAAAGUCCUACCCCUACCAUGCUAAAACCCAAAGAUCCCAAGUGCUUAAUAAGGAACCAGAAUUUCCCUUGAGGAUCACUUAGAUGGAAAUUUGUGCCAGAGAAACCCUGUGUUUGAGCUGUUUCUGCUCCAGAAUGCAAUUGCUCCUUGCCCGAGUUUUUACAGUGAUACUGGAUACCAACAACUAUCAGAAAAACAAUUUUGUAAUCACUUGGGCAUUUUGCAUUUUAAAUUAUAAUGGUGAAAUGCAUUCCUGAUGUAACUGACGUGAAUGGAGUUACACUAGGGAACAUUUUAGUUCUGAUAAUGUAGUUCAAAUGAUUUCACGUUGACAUACAUUUUAGCUAAAAAUAAUGCAAAAUGAGACUCUGAUAUUUUAUGCUCACUUGCAGCGGUGAAAAAAUUUGGAGGAGGCUCCACUGGAGUUCAUGAAAUCACAGCAGCAUCCAAUCAGAUUUCUGAUACUGAUACUUAAUUAUCUACUGGCCCUUAAUUAAAAUAUAUAUAUAUAUGUAUCUACAUAAAUCUUUUUAUAGCAGUCUUAAGUGCCAAGGCAAGGCUCUGAAGUAGUGUUUUGCCAGCUGAAGAAUGAAAUUAAAGGCAUGAUGUCAGAGAUAGGCUGUUUGGUUUUUUUCCCUUUAUUACAGUGAUCAAGUUUUCAGAUACUGCAUUGUUUACUUGAAAACUUCAACCUAGCUACUGAAAUUUGUAUUGAAACAAGUGUUGUGUCACCCUGCUAGGCAGUUCUUUUUAUAGUCUGGCUAAGCUUUCUCGGAUUGAUUCAAGAGGCCAGUUCUGUUUGCUGGAGAGUGUAGUUUUUGGGUUUUCAUAUUUGAAAGAGAUUCUUCUGCUUACAUAAAUUUGUUGUGCACAGCCUGUUUCUGUGACAUCUGUGCAGUGUGGAAUCAUUUGGAGAGGGAAUGCUACCGUGAUUUGCAUCUAACUCAUGACAAUGGAGUUCUUGGUGUCUAUAGAUACUAAUGGGUGUUAUGAACUUCUGAUAUUGAGAUUUGAAUGUCUUACCAACCAGCAAAACUAUUCAAGGAGCUUUAGAGCAGGAAAAUGGUUAUUUAUUUUUUUAGCAUAAUAUUAGUAUUCAAAGAACUUGGAUCAGGUCAUAAUAUUAAAUAAAUGAUUACUGUCUUGUACCUCCUGAUGUGAAAAGUUCCUGUCAAGUGUAUUGUUAGGUCAUGAAAGUCACUUGGCUUAGGCUAUGGGAAAUCAUUGUUAAGCUGCCCAAGAAUAUGAAGUACUAACUCUUCAUAUUUGGAUAAAUGUAGGUUAAAUGCACUGUGGAGAUAUAGCAAAAAAUGUUAGAAAGCCAAUUCUAUGCCUAAGUAAUUAGUGAAAGUGUGUCUUUCUGGUGACACUAAACUCCUAAAACUAAUUCUGAGCAUACAUGACUUUUAGCAUAAGCUUUACAGAGGUAAUUGAUAGUCCUCAAAUUAAAUGUGAACUAUUCAUGGUGCUUGAGAUUAUGUAACUAGCUUCUUCUAGGUAUUUCUUACCAAUUCUUUAUUACUUCUCCUGCCAUGUUGUCUGGUUAUGAAUAUGGGCCUGUUUGUUUGUUUGUUUUAAUUGGCAUGAGACAAUAACAAAUACAAGCAAGGUUACGCACACACACACACAUAUAUAAUAUCCAACAUAUAUAUUACAUUUUUUAAUUAUCAUAAAAUAAACCUAAGUGACAGCAUGUAACAUUUUUAAUCAUUGGAGAGGGUUGGCCUUUUCCUGUUGCUAUAACUUAAUGACGAAGUGUAUCUGAUUUUGUAGGGAAUAAGUCUCUAAUUUGGUGGCUUACUGUAUUUAUGCACCUCUGUUGGAAAAAAAAGGCUUGUAGAAAAGUUGGCAAUUUUUUUGAAAUGAAUUUUCUUUCAUUUCCACAGAGAUCAUCCUAUGUGGAAAAAACUGUUGACAUUAAUGCUGGGUUAAAAGUGCAUAAAUAUUUUGUACUUGGCAACCAGGUACGAACAUGAACCAUUACAUAUUGCUACCAUGCUUUCUGUGUUCAGAGCUCUGAUGACAUGAAUUCUGAAAGAAAAGUCAUUAAACCAUUAUGUUCUGAAACAGUUGAAUUUCUAUUUUUAAUCCUUUUCUGUAGAAUUAUAAUGUUUCUUGAGACCUUUUUCUGUAACAGGUGCUCUGGAAAAUAAAUACGUAAGGGUAAAAGAAAGAAAGAAGAGAAAUCUUAAAUUACAUGUCAAAAACUGUAACAUAUUCUGUUAGAGGGAAAAGCGGUAAGUAAAAACUUCAUUUUGUUAUAUAUUCACUUAUGCAUGUGUGGUAUUGCCAUUGAAAACAAAUCAGCAAUUGGGUUGAAACUGCAAUUGCAAGAGAGGUAC